CAGGGCGGGACCUGGGCUCCACUGCCUGGAUAAAGCCGGGGACAGUGGGUCCCUGUCCGGGCACCUUCCCACUGCCAGUGAUCCUAGGCACCUGCAGAGUGGCUCACCCCCUCCAGCCUCAUCUGAGACCCAGCCCAGUCCUCCCAUGGCAGCUGAAGGCAUGACCCUGCCACCACCGCCCUCACCCCCUGUGCCAGGGGGAUCCUACCAAGAGAUGUCCCUGGGCUCAGCCAGCCACGAACCCCCUGCCCCUUGCCCAGAACUGUGGGAGAUCCCCAAGGCCAGGGGCAACUGGGAGCAGGCAGAUGGAGAGGAUCCAGCUCCCCCAGAAGCUCCGGGCCAGGGCCUUGCCACCAGCUGCCAGCAGGGGGUAGCAACCACUGGGCAGGCUGCCCCCGCGCCAGGCUCUCCUGUGGCAACUCUGUCUCCAGAGCCGUCCCACCUGAGGCAGGAGGGGCCAGGGGAGGGCCCAGGCGGAGCAACAGCCUAUGACCCACGGAGCACCCCAGCUGGUGCCGGGUCCCAGAGACAGGUGACAGAGCUGGGAGGCACCAGAGAGCCAGAGCCCCAUGGGACUGGGGAGCCAGGAGCGGGAGCUGUGAAUCCAGCUGGACACCCAGAACCGGCUGGGACCAAGAAGCCAGAACCAGGUGCUGCAGAUCCAGCCACAGCCCUAGAACCGGCUGGGACCAGGGAGCCAGAACCAGGUGCUGUGGAUCUCAUUGGACCCCCAGAACCACCUGGGACCAGAGAUUCAGAACCAGCCGAUUCCACAGGGCCAGAACCUGGUGCUGUGGAUCCAGCCAGUGCCUCAGAACCGGACAGGACCAAGGCACCAGAAUCAGCUGGUACUGAUAAUCCCUCUGGAUGCCCAGAACCAGCUGGGAUCAGAGAUCCAGAACCAGCUGGACCCCCAGCACCAGCUGAGACCAGACAGUCAGAACUUGGUGCCACUGACCCUUCUGGACCGCCAAAACCGGCCAGGACCAGAGAACUAGAACCAGACGGUGCUGCUGAUCCCUCCAGCCACCCAGAGCCGGCCGGGACUAGAGAGCCAGAACCUGGUGCUGCUGAUCCAGCCAGCGCUCCAGAACCAGCUGGGACCCCAAAUCCCACUGGAUCCCUAGAACCAGCUAGGACCAGAGAGGCAGAACCCUGUGCCACUGAUCUCUCUGGACCCCCAGAACCAGCUGGGACCAGGGAGCCAGAAUCCAGUGUCGUGGAUCCAGUUGGUGCCCCAGAACCAGUUGGUACCAAAGAGCCAGACCUGGCUGAGACCCCUCAGCUCUCUAAUCUUCCUGAACCAGCUGAUACCAGGGUGCCAGAACCAGCCAGUGCCCCAGAACCAGUUGGUACCGAAGAACCAGAACCUGGUGCCACGGAUCCAGCCAGCACCCCAGAACUGGCUGGGACGCCCCAGACUGCCAACCCUUCAGACCCGACUGGUACCACUGAUCCAGCCAGGCCCCCCCAGCCCACAGACCCUCCAGAACCAGCCAGCACCAGGGAACCAGAAUCGGGUAGUGCCACACACCUGCUCCCCCGUGAAGGCCCCGUGCCAGCUCCCAUAGCCCAGUCUCUGGCUGCCAGCCAGGAGAACUCCAGUGCCAGCCCAGCAGGCUCUAGCACCAGCCCGGUGAGCUCCAGUGCGGCAACAUCAAUGGAGCCUGAGACGCCCAUUGAGCGGGAGAUCCGGCAGCUCCAGGAGCGUGAGGAAGUGCUGCGGCGGGAGCGGGGCCUGACCAGCCCACGAGGGGCCCAGGAGCUGGUGGAGGUUCGGAUCCGGCCCUUGCUGAGCCAGCCGGCACUGGUGUUGCGACCCUCAGACACAGAGCGGCGCUGGGCUGGGGCCCAGAUGCUGCGGGAGAUUGAGCGAGAAGCGCGCCGGGAGCAGGCCCUGGUCCGCCUGGGCACUGUGCUUGGGGCUUAUGACCCCGGCCCGGCCCCAGGGAUGCUCCAGAAGAAGAUGCUCUUUGAGGCAUCCCCGUGGGAACCAGAGGGGCUCUUCCUUGGCAACCAGGUGCACUGGCAACCGGAGGGGGUCUCCACCAGCACCCGGACAACCUGGCAACCAGAGGGGACCUCCCCUGGCAACCGGGGACCAGAGGAGAUCUCCCCUGGCAACCAGGUGUCCUGGCAACAGGAUGGGAUCUUCACUGCCAAUCAGGGACCAGGUGCUAAAGCCAAUAUGGUGAUCCUGGAGCCAGGGACCCUGUUGAGGCCUGGGGGACCCCCGGGGACCCCUAGGGGCCCCUUUGCCCGGCUGCAUCCCCGGAGCCCCCCAUCACUGCUGGAGCAGGAGGUGCGGGAAGCCCGGGAGCGGGAGCAGGAGCUGCGGAGGCAGCGCCAGGUGCUGUAUGGCACCACCACACCCAGGGAUGAAGAUGAGGGCCACGAGGAUGCCCAGGAGACACCACCGCAGCAGGCAGAGAGAGUGUCCUGUGGGAAGCUGGACGUGACCUGGCCCCCGCCAAGCCCAGCUGAGCCCCUCCAGCUCAAUGGACUGGACCAGGCAAACAGAAGCCCUCGGAGUCUUCGCCAGAAAAAUGCCUUAAUCCAGCGCUGGGAGUCAGGGUCCCUUGGCAACCCCGAGAGCCCGGAGUGAGGGGUGGUGCUAAAGGGGGGAGCCUCCAGGCCCCUCCCACCUGCUCCAGGCCCCACCCCCUUUGCAGGUAUCCCAUGGCUUCCACCAUCUGUCCUGGGAGCAGGGCCUCUCUCAAUUGGACCAAAUGCCAAAGCACAUAACCGCACAAGCCCUUCGGAUUGGGCAAUGAGCUGCUGGGCUCUGCCCUCCCCGGAGCCCACAAAUCUGAAGUGACUCCAGAUUACCACCACUGGACUCCAGUUCUCACAGGGGAGGAGGGGAAAAAUCAGGGGCUUUUUUGCCUAGUAUUUAGAGCCAGUGCCAGACCUCUCCCAGCUUUCAGCUCUGCUGAUAGCUUCCUGGGCCCCUUUGCUGCUUGGUGCCUCAGUUUCCCCAUCUGCACCAUGGGUGGGCAGCUGCUAACCACUAACCCAGACCUCAGUUCUAUAGAGAUCCCCCCAGCCAUGGCUGGGCCUCUUCCCAGAGCCAGCCACAUCCUGAUGGAGUCUGUGGAGUGGGGUGAAGCCAUCCGGAGCAGGGAAGAAGGAGGGGAUGAAGCUGUGGCGCAUGUAAUGCUGAUAUAUUGGUUCUAUUAACUAUAAUAAUCAUUCAUUCAUUAACGAGAA
Alligator mississippiensis (American alligator) is the source of this 3210-nucleotide messenger RNA. RefSeq names its product MISP family member 3 (gene MISP3). The transcript is spliced from 4 exons. The coding region runs from base 146 to 2605 and encodes 819 amino acids. Lineage: Eukaryota; Metazoa; Chordata; Crocodylia; Alligatoridae. The record is from RefSeq and is a predicted model, not a curated record.